AUGCAGGCGGCCCCUCCCCAGCCCCAGCCGCUCGCCACCCGCUCGGCCACCGCCUGCAUCCGCUGCCGCCGCCAGAAGACAAAAUGCCUCCACGAUGACAACGGCCAGCCGUGCCGAGGCUGUGUCAAGGCCCAGCAGCAGUGCGUCUUCCCCGGCAAGGUCCCGCGCGCCCCGAGGGCCCCCGUCAUAGCCGGGCUCCCGCCGCUCGCAAACACCACGUCCCCAACCGCCACCGCUCAGCUUUCCCAGCCCCAGCAACCCCACAAGGACACCGCCCUCCCGGACCGAUCCGACCUUGCCAGCCAGCUUGAGCUGCACCCGAGCCACGUCCAGGACUGCGAGCGCGCCUUCGCCCUAUGGCCUUUUCCCUGUUUCCACCGUCCCAGCUUCAUGCGCCAGCUGAGGGAGGGCCAUCUCCCGCAGACCUUGAACUAUGCCAUACUCUCCUCGGGUGCCAGGGCCUCGCCUGGUCUGAUCCGCCAUUUCGGCUCCCCUGGUGGUGCGUCUGAGUACUUCGCUGAGAAGGCUCAGGCAAACAUCAAUUCGAGUAUGGAUUGCCCUUCCGUGCCCGACGUGCAGUCACUCUGUCUACUCGCCAUGCAUCACUGGGGCUCCGGCCGUGGGAUACGUGCCUACAUUUUUCUCGGCAUGGCUGGCCGCAUGGCUCAAAUGUUUCUACCGCAAGCCACCACCGGUGAUGAAGACUUCGUCGCCGCUGAGACCGCUCGCCGUACCAUUUGGACCUGCUUCAUCAUGGACCAGUUUCUCUCAUGUGGCAACGGGCGUCUUCCCUCCAUUCGCGCUGAAGAACUGCAGAUCCAGUUGCCGUGUAGCGAGGAUGAUUUCCACUUUGGGAGUCCGGUGUCGACUCCCACCCUCAAUGGUGAAGUACCCGGCUACACCUCGCCCGAAUGCCCCAAAGCUGAGGUUGGAGAGUUCGGCCAUAUGAUUCGAGUGGCAAUUCUUUGGCACCGCGCCGUCUCGUGGGUGACAGAUCCGCCUGCAGACGAGCAAGACGACACUGAAUACCACGCAAUCAUGGGCAGCCUCCGCCAAUGGGCAAGAUCCCUCCCCUCGCGCCAGCAGGACACGCCGGGCAAGAUAGACCUCCACAUACAAGUCGGCAACGGCUACUCCUUCGCCUUCACUCACAGCGUAUACUACUGCGCCUUCAUCUUCCUCUCUCGGAAGCAGCUUCACCGCAUGGGUCGGCGUGUAGGGGGCCGCGACACCGACGCAGAUGUCACUGAUGUCAUCGACGCCAUCGCGUACGCCGCCGGGCGCGUGACGGCACUGAUCUCAACGCUGGACGCCGACGCGAGCUUCGUCAGCGGCGGCGCUGACGCCGGUGCGCCACUGCCGGCCUACCCCGUCGUCGUUCUCUUUGCCGCCUACACCGCCGCCUCGACGGUCGCCAACAUGAUCCUCCAAGGCGUACCCAUGCCCGUCGUUGGCGCCUCCGAUCACCCUCGUAGCGCUGGCGGCGCAGAAAACGCGGACGCGCCUGCUCGCAACAUCGUUGCCCCCGUCCUCGAGAUCCUCCGCAAGUCGGCCCCGGUCUGGCCGCUCGCUGAGCGCUGGCACUCGGAACUCGGCCGGCUCUCGACGAGGCUGAACGCGCGGGGCGGUAGUGACGCUGGUGCAUCGCACGAGCGCCACGAUAGCCAUCACCCUCCUCUUGCUACCAUGGCCCUCAACGGCGGCAGUACGCAGCAACAGCACCAUCUUCCGCCUGUUGUCAAUGGCGACGGUGUCAAGGUGGAGUUGAAUGGCGCCGUAGCCCCAACGCUACCGCCGCUACAGCAGCUCCAGCAGCUGGAAGCGGAAGACGGCAAGCUUGCGCCGGUGAAGGAGAGCGAGGAAGAGACGAGCGAGCGAGAUUCGAAAGCCUUCGACGAUCACCUUAAAGGGUUGGGGGAUUUGGCAACGUUUCUGGGGACGGGCGGUUUUAGGUUUUGA
Diplodia corticola is the source of this 1959-nucleotide messenger RNA. RefSeq names its product fungal specific transcription factor domain containing protein. The record is from RefSeq and is a predicted model, not a curated record. NCBI's taxonomy places the organism in Eukaryota, Fungi, Ascomycota, Dothideomycetes, Botryosphaeriales, Botryosphaeriaceae. Gene Ontology annotation, molecular function: zinc ion binding; DNA-binding transcription factor activity, RNA polymerase II-specific; DNA binding. The transcript is spliced from 2 exons. Gene Ontology annotation, cellular component: nucleus. Bases 1 to 1959 code for a protein of 652 amino acids. Gene Ontology annotation, biological process: DNA-templated transcription; regulation of DNA-templated transcription.